AUGAAUAAUUUAUCAUGUCUACCCAAACCAAAGAUGAAAGAAUUUAAAAUUAAAAGUUUUUAUGAAACUGAUAGUAGAAUAAAAAUUUCAUUAUUAUUAAAUUGUGAAUAUAAUUUAAUGAAUAUUAAUGAUGUUUAUAUUUCCCUAGAUAGUAAAGAAAUUCCAGAGAUUGAAAAUUUAUUUAAAAAAAUGGAUUUUACAAAAGUUAGUUUUAUUGAAUUUGAUGUAACAGGAAAGACAAUAAUUUUUGAUAUUCUUUUACAAUAUUUUAAACAAAAUUCAUCAAUUGGAACAUUAAUAAUAGAUAUCAAACGUAGUCCAAUAUUUGAAAGUUUUUCAAAUUUUAUAAAAAAAUUAAAUUAUGUUUCAUGUUUACAUUUAAAAAAAUUAUGUUUUUCUCAUGAAAAUAUACCAAAAAAUUAUAUAUUACCAAUGACCAAAACAAUGGAAUAUUUAUUUAUUGAAGAAUGUCAAUGUACAUCAUUUGUCAAUUCUGAAAUGAUUAACAAAUUAUUUUCUAAUAAUAAUAAUCUUAAAAAUAUUGCUAUUUUUUCAAAAUGUAAUACUUUUCAAAAUGAUUUAUUUAAAAGUAUAAGAAAUAGACAGAAAUUAUCUAUCAAUCAAAAGAUUAAUGUUAUAAAUUAUACUGUUUAUCUUUUAUCAUCAAAUGAUAAUGAUGAGGUAAAUAGAUAUCUUCAACAAAUUUUUCCCCAUAAAAAUUUUAUUGUAUCUCAGUGGUGUACGAGUAUUCAUACAAUUGAUUGUUAUAAUACUGGUCAAUGUACAGUAAGUGAAAUAAGAAUAGAUGCUUUAUCUUAA
This is a messenger RNA of Strongyloides ratti, 819 nucleotides long. RefSeq lists its product as hypothetical. The coding region runs from base 1 to 819 and encodes 272 amino acids. The record is from RefSeq and is a predicted model, not a curated record. NCBI's taxonomy places the organism in Eukaryota, Metazoa, Nematoda, Chromadorea, Rhabditida, Strongyloididae. The transcript is spliced from 2 exons.